AUGGAAAAAGAACAGAGCAUUCGUGGAUGGUGGUGCAUAGGCGGUAAUGAGGUGAAUGGGGAUGAUUUCUCCGGCUAUGGGUGGUGGGUGGUUGUGGUAGUUGGAGGUGGUGGAUGUCGGUGGUGGGUGGCUGUGGUAGUUGGAGGUGGUGGGCGGUGGUGGUGGGUGCCUGCAGUGGGUGGCGCCGGUGGGAAGGAAGUGGAGAUAUUAUGGAAAGAGAAAGUGAUAGACGGUCCUGAUGGAUGGAUGGAGUUGUUUGAAAUGGAUGUUCUGUCUGGAUGGGGUAAUACCCUGUUCGACCUGAUCUUGGCUGCUAAUUACCUGGACAUCAAGAGUCUGCUGGACUUAACCUGCCAAACCGUGGCCGAUAUGAUCAAAGGAAAAACCCCGGAGGACAUCAGGAAGAUCUUCCAUAUCAAGAACGACUUCACCGAGAAAGAGGAGGCGGAGAUUAGGAAGGAGAACCAAUGGGCCUUUGAAUGA
Spinacia oleracea (spinach) is the source of this 483-nucleotide messenger RNA. RefSeq names its product SKP1-like protein 1A. Gene Ontology annotation, biological process: ubiquitin-dependent protein catabolic process. The record is from RefSeq and is a predicted model, not a curated record. Bases 1 to 483 code for a protein of 160 amino acids. NCBI's taxonomy places the organism in Eukaryota, Viridiplantae, Streptophyta, Magnoliopsida, Caryophyllales, Amaranthaceae. The transcript is spliced from 3 exons.